AUUCGUGCUAUGACCGGGUGCUAUCUACCCGGAGCGCCUUAAAACCGUUAAGUGCGCGACUGUUAAAGAUUUAUAUUGAAUGGGAAUAUUGAUUUUAGUUUAUACAUAGAGAAGCAUAAGUUAUUAUUGAAUCAAUGAUAUUUUAACGGAUUUGGUAUGAUGGGAGAAGGAUUAGACAAAAUAGGACAAGGAUAGUGUGUGUUAGUUGGUAAAAACUCGUGUAAAGACAAGGCGUUGCACACCCGUAAAUGUAGAGUUUAAACUUGAACUGUGUUAAUCCUGAAGCAUGUUCACAAGUUGAGCUUUCGUGACGACGGGAAUCCAGGAAGUGAAGAUAACAUACACGAGGAUAACUGAAUGUCGUCUGCACCAAUGUUGUGUAAUAUAAUGGUCUUAUGAGAGCAUGAAAUACCGAGAUUGAUUUUUUUUGUUUUUUUUAUUCGGAGUAAAAUGUAGUAGCAACACGUAAAGGGUUACUACUACGGCGUUAUUUGAGAACAAGUGAAGGUUUUAAAUGAUACCGUACCAAAAGGAGUUUUUCGGAAUAGCAAUUUAUUAGAAAACUUGUUAAUAAAUUAAUUGUGCCGCGAAAGAGGUAUAUAUUCAAUAAGGAUUAUGGCAACUGGAAUAUAUAUUAUAAAUGUUAAACAAACAACGAGACAGUAAGUCAAAACACAAGUUAAAAGCUCUCGUUCGUUGUUACGAAAUCGAGACAAAAACACAAACACGCACGAACGGACAACGCAAUGGACCACUCAGAAGACGGCAACCUGAUCCAUGUUUCCCGCCGAUUCUUUAAGCGUGCCCGCCUGAUACAUCUGGUGUUGUCGAUCCUGAUGCUGGGUGACGGAGUGGUGGCCCUUGUUCUCUCCUACGGCUCCAAAGGGGACGCACAGGUCCCCUACUUCUUUAGCGCGUAUAUCUGCUGGGCGUGGCAUCUUUCGUUCGUUAUCAUAAGUUCCGUGUGUAUCUAUUACCUGCAAGGGGACGGGGAGAGAAGCGUGGGAGUGAAUUCAUGGGUGACCGUGUUCUCCAUUAACUCCUCCGUGAUCGUUCUCUUUAACGUCAUGGGCGUCGUGUUCGCGGUCGUCAACGGCCUGUGUAUCAGCGGCCAGCAGUGUUACUACGACAGGAACGAGCAUGCCAACCGCUUCAUCGCCAUCGCCCUCGUUCUCCUCCACUGUCUCUCCAUCCUCGUCAACGUUCUGCUCGCAAAGAGGUCCCAUCUGAUUGGAUCCCAGUUUCAACACGACGUGUCCGUCAAGUUCAUUCACACGAUGGUGUGGUUACGACGGAAGCGCAGCCGUAAAGUAUCGAUGACGUCGCAGCUGCCAUCCCUUCCUGAGUCUUGCGUGGAUGCGUCGGAGAAUUCAACGUUUACGUCGCCGACGCAACGAGAGAAUACGCCGACGUUGACGGAAGUGCAGACGUCCAAACGUGGCAGUGUCAUGGCAACCAUUGAGAUUAUGGCAAUGAGAAAACAUAAAACUCAUCGGCGAACUAAAUCACAUCCGAAUAUGAUUAGAAAUAUUGAUCUCAAACCUGACGAUAUGGAAGGGACCGUUUAUUCAAUAUAUUCCGACUCUGAAAUGAAGAAAUCGGAGGAAUCGAAGAAGAAGAAAAUUGGAUUAUUUCGUAAAAGGAAGAAAAAUAAAGUCGACUCAGAAAGCUUAACAUCUAGUACAAAAGAUUCAGUAGCUUCAUUUACAGAAAGAUUAGCAAUUAAAACUCCGAUACCGGUACAGCUGGUUUUAUAUGCAGACGAUUCUUCUGACAGCAUUCUAGUUGAGAAACCGGUGGGUGGGGCGCAGGGUGGGGAAGCAAAUCGAGAUUUAAGUUUAGCCGAACAAAGAAAACUGCAAAGAAAGCAAGAGGAGGUGUUAGGAAUGCAAAAUAAACUAUUGGAGCAACAGAAAACAUUUAUGGCGACGGUAAAAUCAGACCCGGGUGCCCCACCCCCCUACCAGACAUUCGCAAAUUCGGCAGAAACUGACGACGAAAGUUCAGUUUAGCUGAAAUUGAAUUUAUUAUAUUUAAAACAAAUUCAGGGAAAACAGCUGCAUUAUGUCAAGUGUUCACCCCAUGACAUAUUUUUGUAACUUCCGCUCACUCGCUUCCAUGCAUUGAAAUAUCUCGGUUUCUUUCAACCAUCUGCACCGAUUAGCAGUUUCCAUGUUCACGAAAUAAGCAAACGUCGGCGCUUAUUGUGGAUCCAUUCCACAAAGGUGGGUCAGUGGUUGUGAACCAAGAGAUAAUUAUGCUCUUAGUUAUUAUGCCUUAAGAUCAAGGGACUUAUUUCUUAUUCGAAUUCUAUCAAAUCAGAGUCACAAAAUGUAUGGAGUGUGUAGUAUAUGUACAUUUCGGUACAGAUCUGUCUUAAACUUAGCCUUAAAAGGGCAUAUCGACGGUUGGAACGGUAUUUUAUUUUCAAAAAAUAUUUGUUUAUGAAUGCAUUCAAAAAGUUGUAAAACCCCUAAAUAAAAUAUUGAUUUCAUAAUAAAAAAGCUGCCGCGAUGACACUUAGCGGGAGAGGGAAAGUCGGCAGUAGUAGUAAAAUUGUUGCGAAUGAAUUGAGCCGCGUUCUGAGAAAACUGGGCAUAAUGCAUGUGCGAAAAGUGUCGUCCCAGAUUAGCCUGUGCAGUCCGCACAGGCUAAUCAGGGACGACUCUUUCCGCUUUCAUAAUAUUUUUCGUUUAAAGGAAGUCUCUUCUACACGAAAAUCCAGUUAAGGCGGAAAGUGUAGUUUCUGAUUAGCCUGUGCGGACUGCACAGGCUAAUCUGGGACGACACUUUCCUCACAUACAUUAAGCCCAGUUUUCUCAGAACGCGACUCGAUUGUCCAUGAGGUAUCGCACAGUGUAGUAAAAGAGGCUAAUUUUAGAAGGUGACAUUCCAAACCCCACUGAGUCUUGAGCAAAAUAUGUUUUUGCAUUGCAUAUAUUUUUCUGAACAAUUUACAUAUCACAAUAUUACUAGAUAUGUAACUUUUCGAAAAAGGAAAACGAUGGAUUAAUGUAUAUGUUUAUGCUGAACUCCCAUCGAAGUGACCCUUACAGAUAUUGCCUUUAAAAUUAACAUUGACAUUUUUGUGAUUAUAUAAUUUAAAUGCACACGUAUAAUAACACGUUUAAGUAUAUUAAAUGUUGGGAAUGGAAUGGACAUGUAGGAUUUUGCAGAUGUGCCAAUAAACCAAAUUUGAUUACUAUUAUAAAUAACACGUGUGUGCAUACAUUUGUAUAUCGUAUGGUAUUCAUAGAUCGUUUGUUCUCACUUGAAAAUAAAGUUGACAAUAUUAGUGGUUUAUUAGCGUUAGACUGCUUAUGCUAUCAAGUGUUAGUAUCGGUAUUUCGGUGUGACAUAUACGUUAUAUCCAUACGACAUUUCGAAUACAGUUAUUCCACAUCAUUGGUUUCUAACAACCAAUUAUACUUAAUGUGUUCUUUUGAUCUGUAAAAUAUUCCCCGACAAUCAAAGCUCGUAUUAAUGUAUUAGUUAAGUUUUUGUCAGAUUACUUUCUUGCUCUUGGAUCCUGAUAUAUUGCACUCAUCAAGAUCAUCAGGUUUUAGCUUCGCUUUUAAAGUUGAAGUUGACGAUUUAUGAAUGAUUUUAAUAGAAAAUGCUUUUUGCUUUGUGAUACGAUUUAUAAAUAUGGAUACAAUGUUAUUCCUUGGAGGUGGUGUCUUUCUUCUCCAAUUAUGUACAUGUAUAUGCUCUUUUAAUGCAUAAAAGGUUAUCGUAAUUUUUAUAUUUAGAGUAAAACCACUUGCAGUGUUUUAAUUCUGACCGCAUACUUUAAAUUAACUGUAACUUUAGUGUAAGUUUAUUGUAAUAGAACUUAGCUACGUAUACUGAUGUUUACUGAUAAUGAAAUACAACAAGUUCAUAUAUGUAUAAUUAUGGGUUGUUGAUUUGAAUUCACUGAAUAUGCCAGCUGGCCAGGUUAAACCAAUCGUAUAAUGUAAUAAUGAUCCUCGGAUUCUGCGUGUCAUUUCAUUGUAAAUUGUUACUUAUAACGAUAUAUUUCCUUUGACAACUUUUUGCUAAAUGCAUGUGCGAAAAGUGUCAUCACAGAUUAGCGUGUAUACUCCACACAGGCUUAUCAGGAACAAUUCUUUCCAUCUACACUUGAUUUUCGUUUAGAAGAGACUUUCUGUUAGAGAAAGAAUCCAUAAAGGCGGAGAGUGCACUCGCUGAACAGCAUGUGCGGACUGCAUAUAUAUGAGAUGACACUUGACGCACAUGCAUAAAGAACAGUUUUGCAGAACGAGACUUAACCCAUUUAUGCCUAGCCUCUAGAAAAAAGGCCUCGGCAAACAGCGUAGACCCAGAUGAGACGCCGCAUCAUGCGGCAUCUCAUCAGGGUCUGCGCUGUUUGCUUAAAGGAAUUUCUGUAAGAACUAUUCUAAAUAUACAAAUAAAUAUACUAGACAUCCCUAAUUUUGGAAAUAAAUUGAUCCAAUUUAGAAGGAUGGGAGAGUCCACUAGGCAUAAAUGGGUUAAAUGGGCAUCUGCGUGUAUUACAUGCAUGAACUGUAUUGAUACAGGAGGCAGCAUAAUAGUGUGAAGCAAAAUGGCUAUUGCAUGUUUAUAUUUUUCCUCUGUUUCCUGAUCAUUAUUUUACAUUCUAUCCAUAUUUAAAACGACAUAAGUUGUUGCUGUCUACAUUUUUCUCUAUAAAUUGAUUUGUUUAAUGGUUUGAAAACAUGACUUUUGGAUACCAUUGUUCGUGUUUAUGUUUACAAAAUACACGGAACUAUUUCUACCAAGAUGCGAAUGGUGAUCGAAAAAGAAGAAUAUUCUGGUAACAAGUUUAACGUUGACCACUGUUUUUAAAGAUUUGAACUUUCCUAUAGAACAGGAUUACAACGUUGUUGAAAAGUCUAUUUGGCAACUUAAUAACGUAAUUGCAUCUUUUACUAUCAGAAGUCAUUCACUGACGUGUGUUUGUUUCUGUCGCCACGCUAUGAAUAUUGACAAAUACGUUUCCCGGUGACGAACGAUUUCAAAAUGUCUUCGUCAGCUAAACUAAGCAAUAUUGGACAUGUAGAAAACUAAAUAUUGAGAGCAAAUUGUUUUAAAUCAAUAGUAAGUGGUUGUAUUGUUUUGUAACGCAGGUGAUCAAUGUAAUGUUUUAUUACUUCUAUGACUGGAAGAUCGAUGCGCGUUUUAUUAUUUGUAUGACUGGAACUUAAGACAUAUCCUUUCAACUCCAGUAAUAUGGUCAAUCGAAAUUCUUUUAUCAAACUCUAUAAUCCAUUGUGCUAGGCAUUUUUUUGGAAAAUUGUGUGCUUGGUAUGUUUUUUGCCUGCUAUAGUAUAACACAAAUGGGCCGUGCUCUGUGAAAAGGGGGUUUAAAUGACACGGAAAGUUUCGCCCCUGAUUAGCCUGUGCGGACUGCACAUGCUUAUCUGUGACGACACUUUACGCAUAUGCAUUAAACCCCAUUUUCACAGAACACGGCUCAAACACUUGAAAUAAUAUCUGUGAUUGUAUUGUUGUCAUUGUGUUGGAGUAUUUAUUUUCAGCUAUUCGUUUGUACUUUUACAUUUAUUGUUUUGUGUUUUUAUAGCUGACUUUAACAAACUACACAUGUAUUCAUAUAUUUUUUAAUAUCAAUAUUUGAUAUUUUUUGUUAUCAAAAUAUGUUGCAUAGUACAAUUGUAUUUUUGCUGAAUUAAGCUCCGGAAUAUAUAGUGGGAUGAAUAGAAUUUAGGCCCCAGCCACCCCGAAUUGCGGAAAGACAUUUUCGUAAGUGCUGUAUGCACCAUAUCUCAUGUUGAAUUAACCCAUUUAUGCCUAGUGGACUCUCCCAUCCUUCUAAAUUGGAUCAAUUUAUUUCCAAAUUAAGGAUGUCUAGUAUAUGUAUUUCUACAUUUGGAAUAUUUCUUACAGAAAUUCCUUUAAGCAAACAGCGCAGACCCUGAUGAGGCGUCUCAUCUGGGUCUUCGCUGUUUGCCAAGGCAUUUUUUCUAAACGCUAGGCAUAAAUGGGUUAAAUGCAUAAUCGAUGUUUUUAUCAAAGUAUUCAACCAUACAAUGAAAAAGAUUUUUAAUCAAUUGAUCAUGUUGUAUGCUACGCAAUUCCAAAUUUUUUUGGGGGAACAAGUUCAAACAACACUUAUGUAAACAUCAUUUAAUCUCUGUGAAGAUCCGGUACGGCUUGGGUUGUUCGGUUUCGAUAUAUUUGAUACCAUUGCUGGGCAAUGAACAUUUGAUUGUUUUUAAAGAUUUUUUAUUAUUACAUACUUUCUAUGAUUGUUGCCAAAUAUACAAUUUCAAAUGUUUAUGUAUUUAUUUUAUAAAAUCAUUGUUUUUUUUAUUAUAUUACAUUCUUGAAAUAAACUAUUUUCGAGUC
This is a messenger RNA of Dreissena polymorpha, 6354 nucleotides long. RefSeq lists its product as uncharacterized. The record is from RefSeq and is a predicted model, not a curated record. The transcript has 4 exons. NCBI's taxonomy places the organism in Eukaryota, Metazoa, Mollusca, Bivalvia, Myida, Dreissenidae. The coding region runs from base 747 to 2012 and encodes 421 amino acids.